Molecule: messenger RNA, 4163 nt
Organism: Drosophila kikkawai
Lineage: Eukaryota; Metazoa; Arthropoda; Insecta; Diptera; Drosophilidae
Source: RefSeq, a predicted model, not a curated record
UGCCCAGAGGCGUGUCGUUUGUUUCGUUGUCAUAUUCAUUAUCAUUUCCUUUUUCAUUUCCACUCACGGUAACAGUUACCGUUACAUUUUUCCAAUGCAUCUCAUUUCGUUCUGGCAUUAAUAAACCAUUAUCUAUAUUACAAUUCCAUUACAGAUCCUAUAAUUUCAUGCCCAAAUUGAGUUUCUAGUGUACGAAUAGUCGGUUUUUAUGUGUUGUUGUUGGUCGGUCGGCGGGGGCGGCUGAAACGGACUACCGGUUCCAUUUCCAUUCAAUUGCGAGACAUUUGAACCAAGUGCGGCACUAAUGAGAUGGUCUUCGGUGCUAUGUUGCUGACGGGCAACCUUAACGGCCCAAAACAGCAGCAGCAACAUCAGCAGGAGCAGGAUCAGCAGCCGCCGCAGAAGCAGGAACAAAAUACAAAACCUGCGGCCCCCCAGUCCUCCAGCACCAGCCGGGAGCAGCAGGAUCCGCAACCCAUUGCAGCCGGGUAUUAUGCCCUCGGCAUUCGCAUACCAAAGUCGCCAUCGUUUCACAGCGGACUAGACCAGCUGGCCGACGACGAGUUGGAGGAUCAGGGUCGGGAGCAGCCGGGGCAGGAGCAGGCCGGAAGCCGAUUCAAGUUCAGCAGCGUGGAGGAGCUUAAGGCCAAGUUUGAGGGGCGGAAAACGCCCCUCUCGCCGCCCGAAGCAGCAGCGGCGACAGCAUCAGCGGGAGUAGCAACCACAUCAUCCUCGCCCUCAUCCUCGUCCACCAGCUCAAACUCCUCGGCCUCGGCGCUGUCCUCACUGUCCCAGGCGGCUUCAUCCUCGCUGGCCUCGGCGGCUGCGAACUCCUCGGCUUCAUCCUCAGCAGCCACCUACGGCGGUGGGGCAAAUUCGGCGGCAGCAGCCCUGAUAGCUUCCUCCCCCUUUGGAUCGCAGUCCUCUACUUCCUCGUUGUCGCUCUCCUCGAAUGCCGGCAUGUCGAAGAACCCACCGACAGCAGCUGGAUCGGCAGGAGCCUCGAGUAGCUCGACGAGCGCCGGCGCCACAGCGAGUAGUGGAAACUCCCUGGUAUCCACUUUGGCGCAGCACUUUUCGGCGGCUACCUCAGCCGCAGCAUCGGCUGCGGUAGCAGCUGCCUCCUCUGCAUCGGCUGCGUCCUCCUCCACACCUUCCACCGCACCAACCAACAACGCAGCCAGCUCUAUCGCCGCCAGCAAGUCACCUGUAAGCGCGGCCGCGGCCAUCAAGAAUAUACUUAAUGCCACCAAGAGUGUUGGGAAUAGUGCUGCGGCGGCGGCAGCAGCGGCAGCGGCAGCCACCACAUCCUCAUCAUCCUUAUCCUCAACGCCUGUGGUGGCUACGCCAGCCGCCGCCGCCGUCGUCCCUCCAACCACCGAGGUGCCCGCAGAGGAGCUGCGUCCGACGGUGGCCCAGAAUCUGGUGGGCGGCAUUAGCAUCUCGUUGGGCAUUGGCCAGCGCAAUGGGACAUCCGCAUCGCCAGCAGUUGUGGCGAUCCCGAGCACCACGCUAGUGGUGACCACAUCCAGCCUAAGCAUCCGCCAGAAUGGGGAAAUAAUCCAGGGUCACCCAUGUCUCCAGGACUCGCCUCAGACGCUGCAACAGCUGACGGGGAGUCCAGGACGGGCGCGGGACCGGAAUCUGUUCUACUCGCCACCCACCGCUUCGGUUGCCCUGGCGCUGCCUGCACUGCGAGAAACGGCCAACAGUGAAAGGGAGCAAUUGUUCAUACAAAAGAUUCGACAAUGCUGCACUCUCUUCGACUUCUCCGAGCCGCUGAGCGACCUCAAAUGGAAGGAAGUGAAACGAGCGGCCCUUCACGAAAUGGUCGAUUUCCUCACAAACCAAAAUGGCGUCAUCACCGAAGUUAUCUACCCAGAGGCGAUCAAUAUGUUUGCGGUCAACCUAUUCCGCACGCUGCCGCCAUCGUCCAACCCGAACGGCGCCGAAUUCGAUCCAGAAGAGGAUGAGCCCACGCUGGAAUCGUCGUGGCCACAUCUGCAACUCGUCUACGAGCUGUUUUUGCGCUUCUUGGAGUCACCCGAUUUCCAACCAAAUAUGGCUAAACGUUUUAUCGACCAUCAAUUUGUAUUACAACUUUUGGAUUUAUUCGAUUCGGAGGAUCCACGUGAACGUGAUUUCCUAAAGACUGUUUUACAUCGCAUCUAUGGAAAAUUUUUGGGCCUGAGAGCAUUUAUUAGGAAGCAAAUCAACAAUGUCUUUUACAGAUUUAUUUAUGAAACAGAGCAUCAUAACGGCAUAGCCGAGUUAUUGGAAAUCCUGGGCAGCAUUAUCAAUGGCUUUGCUCUACCGCUCAAAGAGGAGCAUAAACAAUUUUUACUUAAGGUAUUGUUGCCAUUGCACAAAGCCAAGAGCCUCUCGGUCUACCAUCCGCAACUCACCUACUGCGUUGUGCAGUUCCUUGAGAAGGAUCCCAGUUUAUCGGAGGCGGUUAUUAAAAGCCUGCUUAAAUUUUGGCCGAAGACGCACAGUCCCAAGGAGGUAAUGUUUUUGAAUGAGCUGGAGGAACUCCUCGACGUCAUCGAGCCGGCCGAGUUUCAAAAGGUGAUGGUGCCGCUGUUCCGCCAGAUAGCCAAGUGCGUCUCCUCGCCCCAUUUCCAGGUGGCCGAGCGGGCGUUGUACUAUUGGAACAACGAGUACAUCAUGUCCCUGAUAGCGGAUAACUCUGCGGUGAUACUACCCAUCAUGUUUCCAGCGCUCAAUCGCAACUCAAAAACGCACUGGAACAAGACCAUUCAUGGUCUGAUCUAUAAUGCGCUCAAGCUGUUCAUGGAGAUGGAUCAGCGGCUUUUUGACGAGUGCAGCAAGAACUACAAACAGGAGAAGCAGAUGGAGCGCGAGAAGCUGUCGCAGCGGGAGGAACUCUGGCAGCAGGUUGAGAGCUUGGCCAAGACCAACCCGGAGUGGACGAAAGCGCGCCGCUUCAACGACUGCCUGCCGGUCAGCGACCGGGCCCUCUUCGAUCAAUAUAAUGAGAAUUGCGAUCUAGCCUACGAUCAGAGCAGCGAACAGCAGCAGGCACGCCAGCCGCCGCCUCCGCUGCCGCCCCAGAAGCAGGCCCUGCAGGAGCCCCGAGAGUGAAAACGUGAACAUAAAAUUGUACAGUUGAAUUUGAAAUGUCUAACCUAGGCCUAUGUAGGAGUUUACCAUCCCUCGAUAACCCUCGACUUCUGCCACAAACUUCGACAUAGCUACACAUAUGACACUACCUACUAUAUAUACAUAUAUGUUUAACUAUACUCUACAGCUUAACAUCACAUUAUUAUAUAUGCGAUUUAGCUUAGGUAUUAGCAGCAGCUUAACUACAUAAAAAUAUUGAAAUAACUACAAAUUGCCCAGGACAAAAAAAAUCAAAGUGGUAUGUAAGUAUGUCUGUUUGUACAAGUGUGUAUUUUUGUAUGUUUCACAAAUUAUACAUAUGUCUGCAUAAAAAUAUAUAAAAAUGUGUGGGACAACAACGGUCGGUGUCGGUAUUCCUAUGGAUCGACCCAAAUAGAACUUGGAGUUUUUAAGAGUGAAGCCAGACAAGUUGACUUGAUGCGCCGAAAGGAUAGUGCCAACAUGACCACGCAGCCCGAGAAUAUCCCUAUUUGUAAGCUUCUCUCAAUCCCCAAAUCACUCACAACAACAGACUUUAACUGUGCUGGUCUUAGGUACUAGUAUCUCUACAUGUUAAUCCGUAUAUAUAUACCGUGUGAGUAUAUGUAUGUAUAUUUUAUCUGUACCCACCACCCGCUUGGUGGUUCUAUAGUCAUUAUCUCGGGUCCGUUAGACAAGAAAAAUGCAAAAAAAAAAAAAAAAACUAUAUUCUGUAUUCUAGGCGCCAAAGCAGAUCGAAAGUUUUAGCUACCACUACCAAGUGCUGUAGUGCACGCCAAGAAAACGAAAGGCUUCAGUUUUAGCUAUAGACACAAAUAUAUAUAUAUAUUAUAUAAAGAGAUGUAUUUACAUAUUUUUGGCAUUAUAGGUACGUACACAUAAUGACGAGGGGAGUUGGCAGAACAGCAAUAAUAAUAAAAUGGGAAAGUUAAGGGAAAGGCGGGAGAAUAAUUCGUAGAAAGGCAGAUUUUUUCAUACAGGAAACGGUGAAAAUCGAUACUUUCAAUGUAAGAUUUAUAAAAUAUAUAUAUAUAUAUAUU